This is a messenger RNA of Styela clava, 4275 nucleotides long. RefSeq names its product potassium/sodium hyperpolarization-activated cyclic nucleotide-gated channel 3-like. NCBI's taxonomy places the organism in Eukaryota, Metazoa, Chordata, Ascidiacea, Stolidobranchia, Styelidae. Gene Ontology annotation, biological process: regulation of membrane depolarization; potassium ion transmembrane transport; sodium ion transmembrane transport. Gene Ontology annotation, cellular component: HCN channel complex; membrane. Gene Ontology annotation, molecular function: voltage-gated potassium channel activity. The record is from RefSeq and is a predicted model, not a curated record.
ACAUGGAUAUAUCUGGCAUUCCUACCGGAUUGUAAGCGGUAAGAACGCGAUGUUUGGAUCUGGACGGUGCGACAUAUAAAUGGCUGCAACGUACAUAUUCCGACUGCAAAACCUAUUAUCUAUCAUGAUAUGUAAUUCAUUUAGGUAAGAGCCUCCGAAAGCAUCCGAUAAAACAAAUCUUCAGUGACAAUAUGAUUAUCAUUCAAAGAAAUAGAUAAGAUUACUUUAAUUUACCUCGUUGAAGUUCUAUCAAUAAGAGAGAGAGAUAAGAGUAAAUUUAAACGCCCUCCAAUCAGACCACUGUAUCACCAAAAAAUAAGGACUUUGGAUAAUUUUCAUCAUGUCAAAAUGACUUUUUCUUUAGGCCCGCAGAAGAUCUCCAUCGCUUAAAAAAUUAGUUUUGUGUCAAUGAUUUUCUGAUUUUAUUGUAAAUUGAUAGAUGAAAACGACACGAAUUGAUCGUUGAAGUAAAGAGUGCAGUAGACUUGCACAUGCGCAAAUACAACAUCACAUAGUCACUGAAAAUCGUUUUCGGAGCAAAACUUUUUCGUGAAUAAUAUCGGAUAUUAUUGAUUUAAUUACAGUAAAUUUUGUUAAUGAAGGAUUUGUAACUGAUGCCGAGGGACUUUUAAUGCAACGAGUAUUUGAAAUUUGUUCCGCGUAUCUUAUUUACUUUGUCAUUUAUUUAUUGUCACUAAUUUUACGCUCCAUGUCGGGAUCUUGGUAAAAUCGAACCGUCUUGAUAUAAUAUUCCACGAUCGAAAUUUUGACGGUGAUGGAGAAAUUGUACAACAUUAUCUAAUUGAAGGUUCUGUAUUUCGUCGAUACGUUAAUCAACACAUGUCGUUAGUAAUGUACCUCCGUGUAUGCAUUAUAUAUGAACUCGAACGAUAAAUUGAUUUUACCAGCUGAACCGUUCGAUCUUUACGGACAUUGAAGGAAUGACUGCUUUAUAAUUGUAUUAUUCAAUAGUAUGGAAGUGCAAUUUAUUAAAACGCACAGGAUUGGAUAGUGUAACACAGUAAUUUACAUUACCAUCGCCGUUGAUACACAUUGGUUUGCACGUUUGUAAAAGAUAUAGAUAUACUUUCGGUUCUAAAGCAUGUUUGCAUGCAAAUUCGCUUUCGGUCGCCUAGAAAUUAUAAAGUUUAGAGAUAUUCUGAUAUACUGUCAGAAUUCUUUUUUGUGUGUCAUUAUCAGACGCAAACAGAGGAGCGUGGAUGGUUUAACAUUUGUAAUCACAACAAAACUUGUUUGUAAUGAUAUACUGCCUUUUCGUUUAUACAAGGUUAUGUGAAUAUAGUGUGGAUGUCCAUGUAGUUUGUUUAUAUGCCGCACGCAUAUCCAAGCCAAACUACUUUUUGUAUAUAUUGAUUAUGGACAGAUAUGGUCGAGUUGCAGAAAGUUUCAUCUGGAAAGCAAAGUUCCAGAUGACUUGGAAGUGAUAUAGUAAUCGGUAAUCAAUGUGCAAAAGCAAACUUCUCAAUGGAGUGUCAGCAAGUGCAAGUGCUUCACGUGCAAUGAAAUUGUUUCGCUUUGCGAAGAUGUUGAGUCUUCUUCGCUUGUUACGAAUCUCUCGAUUGAUCAGAUACGUUCAUCAAUGGGAAGAGAUUGUCAACAUGCAAUACGAUCUAGCUGUUGCAGCUGUCCGAAUUUUCAACCUGGUUUGUUUGAUGUUACUGAUCGGUCAUUGGAACGGCUGUCUGCAGUAUAUGGUGCCAAUGCUGUACGAUUUCCCACCAGAUUCAUGGAUUGUGGUUGACAAACUUCAGGAUGCUUCCUGGGGUGAAAAAUACUCUUGGGCAUUAUUUAAAGCAAUGUCUCACAUGCUCUGUAUCGGAUAUGGACAGCAACCACCAAAAAAUUUAAUGGAUCUUUGGAUGACAAUGAUAUCGAUGGUAUCAGGUGCUGUUUGUUUUGCGAUGUUUAUUGGACACACAACUGCACUUAUACAAUCCUUAGAUUCAUCAAAACGGCAAUAUAAAGAAAAGUACAUGCAAGUGAAGGAAUACAUGAGAUAUAGAAGAUUACCUAAAUCGAUUAGAAUGAAAGUUUACGAAUACUAUGAGAAUAGAUUUCAAGGAAAGAUGUUCGAUGAACAAGGAAUACUUGCAGAAAUAUCGCCUUCGCUUCAGGAGGAAAUUGUCAAUUUCAAUUGUCGACACUUGGUGGCAUCUGUACCGUUCUUUCGUAACGCAGAACAGGAGUUUGUUACAGAAGUUGUACAGAAACUUAAGUUUGAAGUCUUUCAACCAACUGAUAUAAUAGUCAAGGAGGGUUCUAUGGGAAAGAAGAUGUAUUUUAUACAACACGGAGUUGUGGAAAUAAAAAGUGUUUCAAACCUUAAUACAACCCAGCUAUCUGAUGGAUCAUACUUUGGUGAAAUCUGUCUGUUGACAAAUCAACGAAGAGUUGCUUCCGUAUUUGCAGUCACAAACUGUUGUAUUUAUUCAUUACAUGCCGAUGAUUUCAAUGAACUUCUGCCGAGGUUUCCUAUCAUGAAAAGAACUUUAGAAACUGUUGCAGCAUCGAGAUUGUCAAAGUUAGGUCGCUUCAGUAGUGUUCUAGAUCGUCGUGCUCGACAACAGAAAAAUAUUGAUCCAACCUCAACAGAAAUAGCUGAAGAAAUCAGGAAACACGAUGAAAAGAGCGCGGAAAAGACACCAAGACACCAGUCUGCACACGGAAACAGAAUACAAAAUUUUAGAAGAAAUAACAUAAACUCACCGAAUAAAAAAUAUCAAGCAUAUUUUAGACCACAAGGUGUCGACUCAGAACUGACUCCACUACGCCAGUAUUCCAACCGCAGCACAGAACAACCUAUUUUGAAAGAAACUUCCGACCAGAUCGAUGAUGCCGGCGGUGAUGUACGUAAGCAUCCUCACAAAAGAUCAAGAGGAUUCAUCAAAAAAAUAUUUCAACAAAACAGAGAAUGCGAGGGAAGAAAAUCCUACCUCAGAUACCCCUCGAAUACUAAUGGUUAUUUACCUCGAGGAAGCAUGCUCGAGACUAAUUUUAUGAAAAAUAAUUUUGCCGAAAACGACUUAGAGUCUCCAACGUCUAUGCAGGACUUUGCAAAAAUGUUAUGCCAGGAACAAUGGUCCAAGGCCCGUCAUUCCGAGACAAUUAGGUCGUCUCCCGACGGUGAGAAUUCUCCGAACGUAACAUGUACUGGAACGAAGCAUGCAGUUGAAAUGACUUGUGAGGCAACUUUAGAAGAAGAUGGAAGUAGCACAAUUGAUAUUGAAACAGACGUACAUCAAAAUCAAGCUCCCUUGGAAACAAUAUUAGAGAAUACAGACCAAACAUUGUUGAUUGCUUCCACCAAUGAAGACCCGGAAGAUAAUAGAGAAUCUUUCAAGAACUCACCAAGCGUCUUGAAUAAAAAUCCGAGUAUAGAAAAACAUUUUAUCACAGAUUCGAAAAGUUUUUCACCAAUGUCCUCAUUCUUAACGCAUACACAGUCACUUCCUAACUUGGAAGGCUUUUUCAAAACGUUCAAUUCCCAACCAUCAAAUUGUCAAAGUUCGAAACCGUUAUCAGAGAAACAUGAGUGGAAGUCAGAAGAAAACAAUUAUACUCAACGUGACUAUCCACCUGACCACUGACUAUAAAGUGUUGCAAUACAAAACUAAGUUUUAUGAAAUGAAAAUCGCCAAAAGCUGAGGAUGGAGUUCUAGAUUCAGCCUCGUUGACAGUACUGUCGGUCUAAAAAUGCACUAUGUCUAAACAUUGAGUAAACAUAGGUUUUGUGAGCACGGAAUGCACAUUGAUAGCUUUCUAAGAAGGUUACUUUGAGUCAGGAAAAUCUAUGUAAUUCAGAUUUGACAAACAAUGUAUAUUUUUACAUGUUUUGAGAUUAUGUUUCGUUAAACGAAAUUCAAUUUUUCUCUGUGAGAGCAUUCUUCAUCAAUUAUUUAAAAUUAAAUUAUCUAAUUAAUUAAACCUAAUUGAUUUGAUAGUAUUGCUUGUAUAGUUUUGGGCGAAAUAAGAAAAAUGCAAAUUUCAGAUGUAAGGAAAAAUACAUUUGUCCGGGAUUUUUUUUUUGAUUUGACUUGUCGGCUACACACAUUGCGAAAAUAAUACCUCAAUAAAUUCUCUGACUCACAUCAUUUACCAGCAACCAAUUUUGUAUAUUUUAUGGAGAGCCUGACAAUAUAGGGGAGAAUGAUGCAACAAAGUCCUCAGAGACUGUUUGAACUAUUCUAAUUUAUUAUUAUUAGGAAAUAUUAUACUUUAACUCUGACAUCGUGAAUACAAGCAGGUUUGGUUCUA